Messenger RNA from Hirundo rustica (Barn swallow), 2757 nucleotides. RefSeq names its product LDL receptor related protein 3 (gene LRP3). NCBI's taxonomy places the organism in Eukaryota, Metazoa, Chordata, Aves, Passeriformes, Hirundinidae. Gene Ontology annotation, molecular function: protein binding. The record is from RefSeq and is a predicted model, not a curated record. The transcript is spliced from 7 exons. Bases 484 to 2730 code for a protein of 748 amino acids. Gene Ontology annotation, cellular component: plasma membrane.
UUUGGUGGUUUUUUGUGGCCUAGUCAGACCUUUGUUAAAUCUUUUAUUAGUUGACAUAAAUAGCAUGGUUAUUGUUAAAAUGACUAAUGAGAUAAUAAAAGAUUAUAUAAACUCCAGAGCUGAAGUGAGAACACUUCUUGUGUUUACGUGUGGGUGAUGUCAGGUUGAAAGUUUAGUAGAUUUCUGCUUUCUAUGACUUCUAGAAUUUCACUGUCUGGCUCUUCUUUUCAGCUGGAAUGUUUUAUUCCUAUUCCUUGCACAACUGACAGUAGUGGAAGUUGAGAAACAUGAGAGGUGGGAAGCUUGUAAGUGAAUCUCUUCCUGACUGGGAAAAUAGAAAGUGCUGUUACCUCAUUAGCUGCUUGCAGUGGCGAACUGGAACAGCACACAGAGAGACGGGGAGUCAUCUAUAGUCCUUCUUGGCCAUCAAACUAUCCUCCAGCCGUAAACUGCAGCUGGUACAUUCAAGGAGAUCAUGGAGACAUGAUAACAAUUAGUUUUAAGAACUUUGAUUUGGAAGACUCUCAGAAGUGUGCGGUAGACUGGUUGAUGAUUGGCCCAUCUUCCAAGAGGGAGGAGUACAAAGUGUGUGGAUCUUCCAUACCUCCAUCUUUCAUCUCUGCAAGGGACCAUGUGUGGAUAUUUUUUCACUCAGAUGCAUCAAGCUCAGGACAGGCUCAGGGAUUUCGCCUUUCUUAUAUUAGAGGAAAGAUAGGUCAGUCUGUGUGCCAGUCAGAUGAAUUCCAUUGUGCAAAUGGCAAGUGUAUUCCCAGUACUUGGAAGUGUAACUCCAUGGAUGAGUGUGGCGAUAACUCAGAUGAGAAAAAUUGCACUGUCCCUCCAACAGACCCUCCAUCCAGCAUCUGUCCCUCAGGAAUGUUUCAGUGCAGCGCAGCCCACUCCACCAAAUGCUUGAUGAACGAGCUGAGGUGUAAUUCGGUUAAAGACUGUGGUGAUGGUUCAGACGAAGAUAAUUGUCCUGAUCUUUCCUGUGGCAAAAGGCUGGGUAAUUUUUAUGGAUCUUUUGCUUCCCCAGACUUAUUCCGUGCUGAUCACAGCAGAUCAGACCUUCGUUGCACGUGGUAUGUCGACACACAGGAUAAUCGGCAUGUUCUGUUGCAGCUCAGCUUGCAGUUAGGCUACAAUGACUACGUAAAGGUGUAUGAUGGCAUCGGAGAGAGAGGUGAUAAAUUAAUGCAGACGUUUUCACACCACAACAACAGGCAUUCGGUGAGUGUGGAGUCAUCAAAGGGCCAACUCACUGUCUCGUAUCAUGCCCGCUCCAAGAGCACGGGCCAUGGAUUCAAUGCAACGUAUCAGGUGAAAGGCUAUUGCCUUCCUUGGGAGCACCCUUGUGGAAGUGAUGAGGAGUGUUUCACAGAUAAGCAGCACUGUGAUGGCUGGUGGCAUUGUCCAAAUGGCAAGGAUGAGGAGAACUGUCCUGCUUGCCAGAAGAAUGAAUACCCAUGUGAAGGAAACAGUGGGCUUUGUUACUCAAUACUUGACCGCUGUAAUAACCAGAAGAACUGUCCAGAUGGCUCAGAUGAAAAAAACUGCUUUACUUGCCAGCCGGGAAAUUUCCAUUGUGGGACAAAUCUGUGCAUCUUUGAGACUUGGCGCUGUGAUGGCCAAGAAGACUGCCAGGAUGGAAGUGAUGAACGUAACUGCCUGGUCAUCGUUCCCAGGAAAGUCAUCACAGCUGCUCUGAUCGGGAGUCUCGUGUGUGGCUUGCUGCUAGUGAUAGCACUGGGUUGUGCAUUUAAAUUAUAUUCUCUGAGGACCAGGGAAUACAGAGCAUUUGAGACUCAGAUGACACGACUGGAGGCAGAGUUUGUGCGGCGGGAAGCUCCACCUUCUUAUGGACAGCUGAUUGCACAAGGACUUAUUCCCCCAGUUGAAGACUUCCCUGUGUACAAUGCAUCACAAGCUUCUGUGCUGCAGAACAUUCGCACAGCCAUGAGGCGGCAGAUGAGACGCCACUCGUCAAGACGGAGCUCAUCUCGGCGGCGCUUGGGCAGGCUCUGGAACAGACUCUUCCACAGACCUCGGGUGAGAGGACAGAUCCCCCUGCUGACACCUGCCCGCACCUCACAGACUACACUGGGUGAUGGAAUCAUCAGCAGUGCUGAUGGGGCCGUUCAGAGUCCUCUACCUUCCCCUGAAGGACCUAGUCUAGAGGCAAAUGGCCAAGCCAGGGGCCCACAAGAAGCUGGAUGUAGCAGCCUGCAGCCAGAGACUGAAAUUACAGAGCCAUCGCCUUCCAACAUCUUCCAGCCAAAUACUUGCACAGCAGCACAUGCAGAACCUGAGGCUGGACACACCGAUAAAUCUUUAAGUGCUGACUCUGACAGAGAGCUUAAGCAGUCCAGUAAAGUAGAUACAGGAAAAGCUUUCAGAGAUCCUUUAUCUGAAAGUGUAACAGAAAUGAUCCAUGGAGGGUCAGUAUCCAGGACUGUCCCAGAGGACAGUAGUUUAAGUGGAAGUCAUCCGCUGAGUGAAGAUCCAUGUAGAUUACCCUUAAAAAAGUGGGAGUCUGGUUAUCCAGACAGCCCUAUGGAUGUUCAUAUCCAAGUGAAUGGACAAAACCAAUGUUGCCCUAACUCGUACCAGGAGGAGCCUUUGGGUGUUCAUGCAGCUUGUUGCCAUUCUGUGGAAGUGCCAAUGUUACAGUCAUCUACUUCCCUCUCUGAAAACAAUACCAGUGAUGAUGAAUCUUUACUUGUUUGCUAAUAAAAGUUUUUGUUUUGUCCAUGUAAA